CUGGCGGGAGGCAAGAUGGCCGCCACCAAGCGGGUCCUCUACGUGGGCGGCCUGGCCGAGGAGGUGGACGAGAAGGUGCUGCACGCGGCCUUCAUCCCCUUCGGAGACAUCACCGACAUCCAGAUCCCGCUGGACUACGAGACCGAGAAGCACCGAGGAUUUGCCUUUGUUGAGUUUGAGCUGGCAGAGGAUGCUGCUGCAGCUAUCGACAACAUGAAUGAAUCUGAGCUCUUUGGCAGGACGAUCCGUGUGAACUUGGCCAAGCCGAUGCGGGUUAAAGAAGGAUCGUCCAGGCCUGUCUGGUCGGAUGACGAGUGGCUGAAGAGGUUUUCAGGGAAGACUCUGGAGGAGAACACAGAGGAAGGGGGAGCAGCAGCCCCCAAACCAGAAACGCAGGAGGGCGAACCUCCUGCUAAGAAAGCCCGAGCCAACCCCCGGGUUUACAUGGACAUCAAGAUUGGCAACAAACCUGCCGGGCGGCUCCAGAUCCUCCUGCGCUCGGACGUGGUGCCCAUGACCGUGGAGAAUUUCCGCUGCCUCUGCACCCACGAGAAAGGCUUUGGCUUCAAAGGGAGCAGCUUCCACCGCAUCAUCCCCCAGUUCAUGUGUCAGGCUGGAGACUUCACCAACCACAACGGCACUGGAGGCAAAUCCAUCUACGGGAAGAAGUUUGAUGACGAGAACUUCAUUCUGAAACACACGGGGCCAGGUAGGGCCAGCUGCAACAGUCAGGAUCAUGGAAUCACAGAAUCUUUGGGGACCUGCAAGGAUGGAGACGCUGCUGCCCUCCCCAUGGGGACGAUGCUCUUUGCAGCCCCGAGUGCUCUCAGAGAUGCCUCUGCAGCCCGUUUGGGUGGAAAAUGA
Tinamus guttatus (white-throated tinamou) is the source of this 864-nucleotide messenger RNA. Lineage: Eukaryota; Metazoa; Chordata; Aves; Tinamiformes; Tinamidae. The record is from RefSeq and is a predicted model, not a curated record.